This is a messenger RNA of Lithohypha guttulata, 2097 nucleotides long. RefSeq lists its product as uncharacterized. Bases 1 to 2097 code for a protein of 698 amino acids. The record is from RefSeq and is a predicted model, not a curated record. The transcript is spliced from 2 exons. Lineage: Eukaryota; Fungi; Ascomycota; Eurotiomycetes; Chaetothyriales; Trichomeriaceae.
AUGGGCAUCGCUCGACUGACUCAAGAUUUACACCCAUAUCUCGAAAGCGCGGUCUUGCCACAACGAUUGGAAAAUGGCUCCGCCAUCGAGUUUCACAAGUUGGUCAUUGAUGGUCCGUCAAUGGUGUACCAUGUCCACAACAAGGUAGCUGCGUACAAAUUCUCUACUUUACCAUCAGCCGGCUUGUUGAAUCUGCCAACGUAUACCCAACUCAGUGAUGCGGUCAAGCGCUUCCUGCACGACCUCGAGGACCAUGGUGCUAUAAUAAGUCACAUCUUCUUCGACGGAAAACUGCCAGUACACAAACGACCUGUUCGAAUCGACCGGCUGGAAAAGUCAAGAAUAGCGCUUGAGGUUCAGAAGCUCACAGACUUCGACCUAUCACGCAAUGACCACGUACAGCUUGGCCAGCAACAACUGUCAGAAGCGAUAUGGCACGAAAGGACCAAUCGACAGGUGGCGAAUGUGACCCUUCCCUUCAUCAUACCUGCUGUUAUUGAGCAGCUCAAAAGCUCAAGAUGGGCAGGUGUUGUUACUAUCGUUCCUGGUGAAGCCGAGGUUUAUUGUGCACCGGCUGCUAAGCAAGAGAAUGCUUGUGUUCUCACGAAUGAUUCGGACCUUGCUCUUUUCGAGGAUUUGCAAGAGGAAGGCGUCAUCGUCUUACUGAACAGUCUGGCAAAGAAAGUAGAAAGGGUGUAUCCAGAAAAGUCCAAAAUCGAAGCUCGUUGUUGGCGGCCCGGGCAGAUUUCGCAACAGCUUGGUGCUAAGAGUCUGGUCAGAUUCGGUUUUGAGCGCGGGGAGGAUGCUUCGGCAAAUUUUUCCACGAUAGCAGAACGAGCAAGAUCAGCUGCGAACGACAAUGACAAAGCUUUCGAAAUAUUUGCGAAACAAUUCAGAACUCAUUGCACAGUAAAAGACUCAUCUAUACCAGCCUCAAGGCUCAGAUCUCUUGAUCCUCGUCUAGCAGAAGUUGCUAGCCAAUUUCGCGACAUCUACUACAAUGACCUCGAAUCUGAGCAGCAUAAUUCCACUGGCAUAGAAAUUCAUUCAACCUUACCAAUUCUCCUCGAAGAUGUCAGUCGUGAUUCUUCAUGGAGAUAUGGGCAAGACUUCCGCCGUCUAGCCUACUCUCUUGUUGCUAACCAUUUUCUGAAAGAUGCCAUGUCUAGCUCUCAAUGUGAAAUCCAUCGAAGAAGUCGACCUCCAAUCGUCGAACUCCUCAGGAAGGGUCAGAAGAUCGCACUCGACACUGUGCAAACAGGUGCCUCCCUAGACGAGCAGAUUCAGUCGUUGCAGACCUACUGGGAUAUCUUAGCUCGAUAUCACAGCCACGAUCAACAACACUUCGAAAGCCACAGGACAACCGAAGCUUUUCUUCGCAUCAAUUUCUUGCUAUUUGGACUACAUGCAGUGCUGCUCCAAAGAUCCGAGAAUCAGAAGCGAGCCUUCUCCACGCGAAUUAUAAUGCAGUACGUUGGCAUGGCUGUUACAGCUACCUCGAAGCCCCGCAGGAACGCGAGAGACGACGAAAACAGUAACUGGAAUCUCAUGCACCUCAACGCGAAUGUGCAAUCUGUCCUAUACUCGCUACGCAUGGUGAAGCAAGCUGCUGAUUUUGUCGACAACGAUACGAACAUGCAGAAGAAAAAGAACGAAGCCCUGCUGCAGACUACACAUCUGUCACCACAAAAUAACCAAACAUUCAGGGCGCUGCUUGCUUGGCUCUCCAAGAUGCCUGCAAUCCAGGAUCUCUUUCUCGACCCUGUUCAGACAGCCGAGUUAUUCUCCAAAGUGCCUGGUGAACAACUUAAAGUUAUGCUGCGCCCACUGGCAGAGCAGUUCGACCUCCUUAAAGCUCUUGAUAUAGAGGUUGUUGAAGACGGAGCGAAGACAGAUCGGGAUGUCGAUGUGGCGGAUGUAUCGAGGAACGCAGCUGGCGACACAAAUUCAGACUCUGGAGAUCCGUGGGUUGCAGGAAGAAGCAGGAAGCGGAAGAAAGGGCCACCAGAAAAUAAGAGUGUUGACAGCAAGAAGGCCAUCCCGAGCACCCUGAGUAAUGGAGCCAACAUGUUCGAGUUGCUUAAACAGCAUGACUGA